GCCACUCGAUUUAGUCUAAGUGUGAUCAGUCGCUGAUGGCAGCGUCGUUUAGGUGGUUAUUACAACUACACAAAGACGUUCCAAAAGCCGCUAGUUUCUACUCAGAAGGCUUAGAUUUCACUGUCAACGUUUGCACUCUCCGUUGGGCUGAACUUCAAUCUGGUCCUCUUAAGCUUGCUCUCAUGCAUUCUCCCAUUGACCAAAGCACACAGAAGGGAUACACUUCGCUUCUUUCAUUUACAGUGACAGAUAUCAACAGUACUGUGACUAAACUUAUAGCAUUAGGAGCUGAACUUGAUGGAACUAUCAAACAUGAAGUACAUGGAAAGGUUGCAGCUAUGAGGUGCAUUGAUGGACAUGUCUUAGGCCUCUUUGAACCUGCUUAAGAUACUAGAAAUUGUAAUCAACUAGGCUGUUGUUGUUGCUUCUUUUCCUUUUCUUUUUUUUUGUUUCCCAUAUGGUGUUUUAAUUCACUAUUGUUUGAAGAAUAAUUGUGAUGUUGAGAAAAGUAAAGCAAGGUUUCAAUUUUUCUUAAAAACUUAUG
This is a messenger RNA of Trifolium pratense (red clover), 544 nucleotides long. RefSeq lists its product as uncharacterized. Lineage: Eukaryota; Viridiplantae; Streptophyta; Magnoliopsida; Fabales; Fabaceae. The record is from RefSeq and is a predicted model, not a curated record. The transcript is spliced from 3 exons. The coding region runs from base 36 to 386 and encodes 116 amino acids.